This is a messenger RNA of Alligator mississippiensis (American alligator), 1158 nucleotides long. RefSeq names its product solute carrier family 10 member 1 (gene SLC10A1). The coding region runs from base 1 to 1158 and encodes 385 amino acids. NCBI's taxonomy places the organism in Eukaryota, Metazoa, Chordata, Crocodylia, Alligatoridae. The record is from RefSeq and is a predicted model, not a curated record. The transcript has 5 exons. Gene Ontology annotation, cellular component: membrane. Gene Ontology annotation, molecular function: bile acid:sodium symporter activity. Gene Ontology annotation, biological process: bile acid and bile salt transport.
AUGAACAAAACCAGAGGGGCCUGUGAGAACCCAGAGUCUUGGAACAUAUCACUUACAGAUAAGGCGUCUUUGCCCAAUUUCACACUGCCAUUUGCAUUUAAUCAAAGGGCCAUUGAACAAGCUCUGAAUGGAAGCCUUAUUACUGUCCUCAUCAUUGUCAUGAUCUCACUGGGGUGCACCAUGGAGCUUGCCAAGAUCAAGACUCACUUCUGGAAGCCCAAAGGGCUAGCCAUUGCUGUGGUUGCUCAGUAUGGCAUAAUGCCUCUGACAGCAUUUUUGCUGGGUAAACUCUUUCACCUGGACCCUAUUGAAUCUCUGGCUAUCCUUAUCUGUGGCUGCUGUCCAGGUGGAAACCUCUCAAACAUCUUUAGUCUGGCAUCCAAAGGAGAUAUGAACCUCAGCAUUUUGAUGACCACAUGUUCAACAUUCCUGGCAUUUGGCAUGAUGGCUCUUCUCCUAUAUAUUUACUCAAGAGGGUUGUACGAGGGUGAUCUAGAAAGCAAAGUGCCUUACAAGGAAAUAGUUUUCUCCCUGGCUACAAUGCUCAUCCCCUGUGCCAUUGGCAUCUUCCUGAAUGAGAAGAAGCCACAGUAUGCUCGCCUCAUCAUCAAGGCAGGGAUGAUCAUUUUCCUAGUGUCAUCUGUUGCAAUAAUCGCUCUGUCUGUGAUCAGUGUUGGAAACCGUAUCUUACUCAUCUUGUCACCACCUCUAUUGGGAACUUCUGCCUCCAUGCCUUUGAUUGGUUUCCUGCUGGGCUAUGUCCUUUCAGCGUGUUUCAAGCUCAAUGACCGGUGCAGGAGGACAGUGUGCAUGGAGACUGGCUGCCAGAAUAUACAGCUUUGCUCUGCUAUCCUCAAAGUGGCCUUUGACCCUGAAGUCAUUGGACCCCUCUACUUCUUUCCACUGCUGUACAUGGUUUUCCAGAUCGGAGAGGGCCUUCUCUUGGUACUGACCUUCAGGGUACAUGAAAGGAUAAAGAAACCAAAUGGUACAGCAAAAAUUAUCUAUACAGCUGUGGAUGGCAACACUGCACAGGAAAUAAAGUCACCACCAAGAAACAAGAGCAAAUCAAGGAAAAGGCAGGAGGACUAUGCAACAGGCAUCUCCACCAAAGCUUCAAGUAAUGUUCUCCACCCAUGGUUUGCUGAACUCCAGUAG